Messenger RNA from Anopheles gambiae (African malaria mosquito), 2284 nucleotides. RefSeq names its product high affinity copper uptake protein 1. NCBI's taxonomy places the organism in Eukaryota, Metazoa, Arthropoda, Insecta, Diptera, Culicidae. The transcript is spliced from 5 exons. Gene Ontology annotation, biological process: copper ion transmembrane transport; intracellular copper ion homeostasis. Gene Ontology annotation, molecular function: copper ion transmembrane transporter activity. The coding region runs from base 702 to 1292 and encodes 196 amino acids. The record is from RefSeq and is a predicted model, not a curated record. Gene Ontology annotation, cellular component: plasma membrane.
UCGCCCCACAACGCGCGUCUUCUAUGGCACCUCUCUUUCUACCCGUGUAAAGCACAAAUUUCGUUCGACUGUCGUCGCUGAGCGGAAAAGGAGAGGGACUAGGGGCGUGUGGGACUGGUAGGUGUAAAACUCGGACCCGAAAGGAAAAGUAAAGACAAACACAAGAGAAAAAAAAACAACAAACCACUCUUUCAAAACACAGCUGACACAAGCACAGUAUUUUCGGGGUGUUGUUUCGUAGGCUUCUGCUCCCCGUGUGUGGGUUUAAACAAAACAGUUCACCAAUCAAACCACCACAAUUAGAUGGUUGAUAGAAAAAAAUUCUAAAGUGCUACAGAACCACCCAACCAGUUUGUGUUGUUUUGUUUGGAUAAAACGGCUUUGUUAGCAUCAAGCAGAUUGUCGCAGCAGAAAAGAGUGUGGGAAGUUUGCACAACAACACCCUCUCGCGCUCGUAUCCAUUUCACCCCACAAGUGCCCCCACUGCCAAGACCGUUGUUGCUAUUGUGCCACACGGAGAUUAGGGAGAAGCGUAGAUGAACCACCGCACAUCCGCCCAGUGGGUUCUUUCCCUUGAUUGAGGCUGAUUAAACCCACAAAAGGGCUGAGCAUUCACAGUGGAGAGGACGACCAAACCCGGGACAGUAGCAGUAGCAUAAUAGCAUAACAGCGGUCACCACAACGUACCUGCACACGCGAGGAUGAUGCACAUGUCCUUCUGGUGGGGCUCGAACGUGGGCGACGUGUUCUUCUCCGGCCUGACGGUGAACGGUACGGGACCAAUGGUGGCACUCUGUCUCACGCUGACCGCCCUGUCGGUGGCGUACGAGGGGCUAAAGAUCCACGGUGCUAAGGUGCGCGCUAGGACGGCACGCGAACGGGUACGGUCCGCCUCGUGUCCACCGAGCGAAAGUGCCACCCUGCUCUCGCUGGAAGGUAGCGUCAGCAAUGGGCCACUGAGCGGCAGCAACCUAUCGCGCCGCAUCCGGAAGCUGGCCGCCGAAGCCGUCACCUUCCUCUUUCACAGCAUGCUGGGAUAUGCGCUCAUGCUGACGGUGAUGGUGUACAAUGGGUACCUGUUCGUGGCGGUCGUCGGUGGCAUGGGGCUCGGUUACUUCCUGUUUGGCCACCUCUCGAUGAAGGUGAACAUGGAGAAUAUACAGGCGCACCAGACGAAAAUGAUCUGCACCACGCGCUGCCUACAGCAAGGUGCGGAAAGCUGUGCGAUGAGCCACUCAGCGCCCUGUCCAUCCGCUCGCACUACCCGCUCUAAUUAUCAAACCCUGACCUAAGUUGUAUAGUAUCAUCAUCCCUCGCGCCAUCUUUUGAACACACAUGCAUACAUUUUUAACCUUCCGAACACGCUGGCUACAGUUCCCCAUUUCCUGUACAAUAAUCCCGCCACAAUCCAUCAUCCUCGUUCUUCUGUGCCCGUCGUUUUUCUGGUUUGAUUUUGUUGCUCUUUCUGUUCUGUGUUUUUAAGUUCCUGGUCUGAUUUUGUUUCUCCUUUUUUGUGUUGCUGUCGCUUCCCUUACCUUUUUGUUACAGAAUCGGUAAACCCUUCCGCAUCGACCAGUCUCGAGCAUUACCCGCGUGACUCCUCGUCGUUGGACGCAGAGCAUGGCACAAGCAGUCGGUAUGGCAUCGCGCACGGUUCGUCUGGCUGUCACUAGAGCAGGAAAUGAAAAGCGUAAACAAAAAACGGCCUACCGAACACAAAUUACGGUACAAUUGCUGCACAGUACCCAAAGUCCCACACUAUCCACUUGCUGGCGGUUUCCACGGGUUGAUGCCGCACCGAAACUGUGAUCUUUUAGCGCUUUUCCGCCUCCCCGUCUGAAGCAGAGUGCUGAAGGAACCGACCUAAAGGGUCAACUAACACAUGAUCAUACUUUAAAUUAGCGGGGAAGAGAAGGUGCCAACCUAUAUAAUUACUAUUUCAACCAAGAACAAACAAACUAAUUGACAAUAUUUAAGGAACAAAAAAGGGGGACCGGUCGCGUGCUAUUUAAGUACUAAAAAAAGGGGUGUUUGCUUCCAAUCUUUUACAAAACAAAAAACAUGCUUCCGUCUUUGUGUAUUCUAAUAAUUUGUGAUAUUUUUUGUUGUCAAGCAUCCUUCCCACAAAGGGGACUUUUCUUAAACUGUUUGUUUGUACAGAAACCUGCAAAUGUUUAUAAUUGUAUAUUGAAGAGAGAGAGGGGAAAAAGGUGUAAAACUUUCGCAAUAAAGCCACAAAAGACAAUGCAUUGUUACCACACUAAGUCAUAAAGCAAACAGAAAA